AUGUAAGACUAAGAAGAUCAUUUUGUUCCUGACUAUGAAGAAGAACCUCAACCAAACCCUGUGCAAGGUUCCACUUUAGGUAAAAAAGGAAAAAAGUGCCCUGUUUAUAACUCGAAGUUUACACAUGUUCGACGACAUGUUAUUCAAGAACAUAUUCCUUGGUUUCUUUAUCCAACGACAUCAUGUUGGACAUGUGAAUUAGGUUUUGGCCAGGAAAGAUUUUUAAGACUACAUAUAGAAAAAGAACAUUUUGAUGACUCCAGCUACUGUAGAUAUGAUACUAACAUUCAUGGUCAAAUUUGGGUUGAAAAAAUAUCUUCUUUAAUCAACAGAUUCAACAAAAUUAAUGUGAUAUCGUCUAUAAAUUCAAAUGAAAAAUUUUCCACAUGUUUAGGAACAAUUUGGCAAGAAGAUGACCUAGUACAAAUAAAAUAUUACUUGGAUGCAACACAUCAACACCAGGCAUUAACAAAGACACCUUAUCCCGCUAAAAAUUUCACAAGUCUAUUACACUGGAAAAUACUCAGUAUUCUUUUGGAUAUUAGCAGCCCUCCUGCUGAGGUUCUACAAAAAUGUGAACUUAACAAAAACAAAGAAAUACUUAUAAUAGGAUCCUCAAUUAUUCAUUGGGCCCAUCAAAGAUCAAUUAUAUUUAAAUGGCAUUAA
Molecule: messenger RNA, 666 nt
Organism: Saccostrea echinata
Lineage: Eukaryota; Metazoa; Mollusca; Bivalvia; Ostreida; Ostreidae
Exons: 1
Source: RefSeq, a predicted model, not a curated record